Molecule: messenger RNA, 583 nt
Organism: Dothidotthia symphoricarpi CBS 119687
Lineage: Eukaryota; Fungi; Ascomycota; Dothideomycetes; Pleosporales; Dothidotthiaceae
Exons: 1
Coding region: 316-474 (52 amino acids)
Source: RefSeq, a predicted model, not a curated record
GAUAUAAAUUUCAUUCCCCUUCCUUAUAAUACUGCCAUCCCCCAUCGAGACAACGCUGUAGUAAUAAUCAUCCACAGACAGUGCCACGCACAAAGCCUCGCCGCCUGUUCUCCAAGCCAGUGAAAAGACACUCCGCACCACCCAUCGUCGACCAGAGAAGUGUAUACCACCACUCACAAUGACGAACAUCUAGCACCUCCCAACCCGCAUUGUGAACCCCCCAUCCCCACAACGAACAACGUCUUCACACAGCCCUACAGUAUCUUCACUGCAUCACAAUGUCCGCCGACGAACUUUCCACAGCGCAGGACGGGGAUGUAUAAAUCCCGCCUACCCUCCAUCCCAUCCCCCAUACAGUUCUCCCCCAGUCAACCCUCCAGCAAACUAUCCCCUUACACCCCCUCAAAAACCACACAACAUGCCCCGCCACCGCGGCCAAACAACGCACCACUGCCCGCUAAAAAGCAAGGGUAACUGCCGCGGCCAAACCGCCUUUGGAUACUGCACCAAGCACCAGAUCCUGUGUGUGGAGGAUAAAUGCGUGCAUUUGAGGACGGAGGAGUGUCCGUAUUGUGCUGCGAGG